CCCGACGCCGAGCCCGCGGGGGAGGAGUGCAGCUGGGCUGGCCUCUUCUCCUUCCAAGACCUGCGGGCUGUGCACCAGCAGUUAUGCUCGGUGAACUCGGAGCUGGAGCCCUACCUGCCUGCCUUCCCUGAGGAGCCCUCGGGCAUGUGGACGGUGCUGUUCGGAGCCCCGGAGCUGUCCGAGCAGGAGAUGGACGCUCUCUGCUCCAAACUGCAAGUUUACUUGGUCCACAGCUUGGAUACCUGCGGGUGGAAGAUCCUUUCGCAGGUACUCUUCACUGAGACUGACGACCCCGAAGAGUAUUACGAGAGCCUGAGUGAGCUGCGACAGAAGGGGUACGAGGAGGUGCUGCAGCGGGCCCGCAGGCGAAUCCAGGAGCUUCUGGAAAAACAUAAGAACACAGAAAGCAUGGUAGAGCUGCUUGAACUGUAUCAAAUGGAAGAUGAAGCCUACAGUAGUCUUGCAGAGGCUACCACGGAGCUCUACCAGUACUUACUACAGCCAUUCCGAGAUAUGAGGGAACUGGCAAUGCUUAGAAGACAGCAGAUAAAGAUCUCGAUAGAGAAUGACUACCUAGGCCCCAGAAGAAUUGAGAGUCUGCAAAAAGAAGAUGCCGAUUGGCAGAGAAAAGCCCACAUGGCUGUGCUUUCUAUUCAAGAUCUUACAGUUAAAUACUUUGAAAUAACAGCUAAAACACAGAAAGCUGUGUACGAUCGAAUGCGAGCAGACCAGAAAAAAUUUGGUAAGGCAGCAUGGGCAGCAGCAGUGGAACGUAUGGAAAAGCUUCAGUAUGCAGUUUCUAAGGAGACAUUGCAGUUGAUGCGUGCAAAAGAAAUCUGUUUGGAGCAGAAGAAACAUGCGCUGAAAGAGGAGAUGCAGAGCCUGAAAGGUGGUACAGAAGCCAUAGCCCAUUUGGACCAGUUAGAAGCUGAUUAUUAUGAUCUACAGCUUCAAUUAUAUGAAGUGCAGUUCGAGAUCUUGAAAUGUGAAGAGUUGCUGCUGACAGCACAACUUGAAAGUAUCAGAAGACUGAUGUCAGAGAAGAGAGAUGAAGUGGUAUAUUAUGACACUUAUGAAAGUAUGGAAGCCAUGCUUGAAAAAGAGGAUAUGGCAACAUCUAUACACUUGCAAAAAGAGGAGCUGCAAAAGUUACAACAAAAAAUCCGCCAGCUGGAAGCAAGGCGUGGACGUAUUUCAGCCAAGAAAGCCUACCUCAGAAAUAAGAAGGAGAUCUGUAUCGCAAAGCAUAACGAAAAGAUCCAGCAGCAUCACCAGAGUGAGGAGGAAUACAAAAUGCACCAUGCUGUUCAGCUAAAGCGAGAUCAAAUACAUGAUGAAGAGGAAAGAAAGAGCUCCUGGGUUAGUCAGGAACGACAGAAAACAUUGGACAGGCUUCGCACAUUUAAACAGCGGUACCCUGGGCAAGUAAUACUUAAGUCAACCAGACUACGGCUGGCUCAUGCAAGAAGAAAAUGUGCAGCCAGCUCAAUGUCUUCUUUCGAUCAGCCUCAGUCUUUGCCAGCAACCAUACAAAUCCAAGAGAAGAGUGAAGAGCUGGAACUGGAAAUAGAACAGCUUCAAGAUAUCUCAUUACCUCCCAAUGGUGUUACCUCUGAACUGCCUCAUGUUAGUACUUCUCCACUCACCAGUAAUGAGCUUCAAUCAGAGACUGUUACUGAGGUACCGCUUCCACCCCCUUUGCCUCCACCACCUCCACCUCCACCUUUGCCCUCCAAGGAAGAUGCCGCCAAAUCCUUAGAGAAAAGCGACAGCCUUGUUAAACGUCAGAGCGAGGAGAAAGGAGUCCAGCACUCUUCUAGUGUCCCGCCAGCAUAUCUGUUUGACAGCAGUCAGCUAGUCAGUGCCAAGAAGAAGCUUAAGAAAACUGGUGAUCUAGAGGGUUUACAGAGGAGGAGAGUGAGUUCCCCGAUGGAUGAAGUGCUGGCUUCCUUGAAACGUGGCAGCUUUCACUUAAGAAAAGUUGAACAGAGAAGUCUCCCUCCUUUUCCUGAUGAAGAUGAUAGCAAUAACAUCUUGGCACAGAUCAGGAAAGGGGUGAAACUGAAGAAAGUGCAGAAAGAUGUUUUGAGAGAAUCCUUUACAAUUCUGCCUGAUACUGACCCUCUGACAAGGAGCAUCCAUGAAGCAUUGCGACGAAUUAAGGAAGCAUCACCUGAAUCAGAGGAUGAAGAUGAGAGUUUGCCUUGCACAGACUGGGAAAAUUAACCUGUGAUUCACAGCUACUGACGUGAGAAAAGAAACCCCAGUUGAAGAUUACUUUUCUUCUUCGUUUCUGAAAAUUCAGAGCCAGCAGUUAUGACCAUCAACUCCACAGGAGGCUUUCUUUGGCAAAGAAAGAGUCUUUCUUUGGCAAAUAGUUCAGUACAUGUCAAAAAUGGCCUGACAUAUUAAUUUUCAGGUCACUUUUUUCUUUAAUUUGUUCUAAAAAUUCUGGUUUGGGCAGAAAGCUAUGCUGUUUAGGUGUGCAUUUUCUAUAAUCAAGAAUGCCCAAUUCUUAAGCACUUUUUAUAUUUGCGUUAGUAAUGUGUGGUCAGUUAAGUGAGGGGGACAUUGUGAGUUGGGAGAAUAGUUGCUUUUAGAGGAACUUUGGGAUUCAUCUGAUACAUCAAACCAGCUAUAAAACCUCCCCUUCACUUCACUGAAUGUAUCAUCUGCUUGAAAAUCCAAUUAAAUAGCUCCUUGCAGAGAAGCUUGCUAUGUAGCAGUGUGAUAUUCCAGAAAGAGCAGAACUCCUAGUUGCACUACAGUAGCUGAAAUUCAGUAACGUGCAACUAAGACUUUUUUUCUUCUUAGUUUGAAGAAGUAUAUGGCAGUAUGAAAAGUGACAAGUGACCACAACACAAUGAGAAGUAAGAGAGUUGAAUUCAGUACAUACUCAAGAAUGUGUUUGUUUCCAGCAUGGUAUAUUUAGCAAGACAUACUGCAGCACCUUUUUAGAAGGUCAUUUGUAGUCUUACACCUUUUUAAAGUAGACAUUUUCAUGCUUUUUUAAAAUAAUAUUUGGCUGUGCUGAACCAAGUUAUACUUUUAUCAUUUGUUAUAAGAAGCAAUAUUUUGUAAUUUCAUACUUAAAAUUAUUUUUCUCUUUUGGUUUAAAGUGGCUUUUGAUUACUCUAAGCAGCCAUCUUUAAAAAAGAUCAAAGCAUUAAAUGUACUGGUAAGUCAGUUGCAAAAAUUAUGCUUCUCUUGCUGGUUUUUAUUAUUCCCUUUUGUUGGCUGCAAAAAUGUUUGUAUUUCAUACCCAAAAGCCUUCUGGCUGAAAAAAAAGCUCCCAUUUGAUCCUGACUAUUUUUUUUAAUGGAGAUUUACAAGUUCCUUUGUGGUGAAUACUUAGAAGUAAUCCUAAGUUUCAUGACUAAUGGCUGCAGGUAGCUACUCCUAUGAUGCCAGAGUACUGAGAGGUGCAUCAGUACAGAGAUAGAAGUAGCCUUGUACCAUCUAGAAACUCCCAUGUGAUAGUAAAGUCAGCCUGUUACAAUUCUAAGAAAACUGAAUUUUCACUCGCAUUUUAUUUUUACUAGCAUGACAUACACUGUGCUUGAGAAAUGCACAGUCCCUGUCCUUGGUGUAGCGUGUCCCAUUUGCUGUUCCUCUCCUGACAGACCAACUGCAACACGGAUUUGUGGGGUUUUUUAAGUGGAGUUACGUGUUGCUGCUGUCAUGUAGCAGAACAUGUACUGUGUUAACAUUUAUAACAGGAGAUUUUAUGUCUUGCCAUUUACUUAUAUAAAGAGGAAUAGGAGAACUUACCUUAGCAAUAGGCUAUGUAACCCAAAGGAACCUCACCUGUUGGACCCUUCAGCUGUUUUGCUGUGGCUGUCCUGGAAUUAAAGCUCUGUCAAACAUCUUGAAAGGAUGUCACUACCCUUGCUAUCGACAGGCAUUUUCUUAACCUUGUUGCCUUAUUUAUAAAGUUAGCGAACAUUCAUUUUCAAAGGACCUGUGAGCAGCAUUACUGUAGACUUGUAUCGAUUUUGCUGUGUUAGUCGUCAGGUCUGUAUUCUUCUCUCCUGAGAUCAGCUCUGUGACAAACUUGAUACUGGCUUUCCAAGGACCUAAAACUACAUGGUGUUUUUUUCUUAAACCGCUUCUCUGAACCCCGAGUUACAUGCUGUGGUUGUAAGCUGUCUAACACUGUGUUCACGUGGCAAUAACAGCCAUUUCAAAGUUCAUCACAAUCGUUUGACAUGGCCUGUACCAUAAGCUGUGGUGUAUUUUUGCACUACAUUUGUCUGUACUUCCAGUCACACCACAUGUUAAAACCGAAGUAAUCAAAUUUUUGGCUGUAGCACAAAGCAGAACUAUGAUGUAGAAUCGUAAUUCAGAUUAUAUAGUUCUAUAUAAACAUAGUCCUAAAUGAAUAGUGGUGAUUGAGCAACUUUUAUGUCCAUUUUUUCCUAUUUUCCAGGCUGCAGUUUUAUUCCUUAAGUAUGCAUAUGGGACACUAGCAAAAGUCCAAGCUGAGGAAUAAUAGUGUAACUUUAAAGUAUAGGUGCAGUGGUCCCCUUACACAACAUUUGUGUCUACAAUUUACCACCAUGUUGUGAUUUAUCUAAACAGCUCCACACCGUACUGUACUACAGUUUUCAGGGGUUUUUUGCCACAUGAUCUGUCAUCUUUGCCUUGAAAAAUGUGUGCAUGAUUUCAGAAAAAAUGCUGUCCUUAAUCUGUUUCAUGUUUAGCUGAAAUCUUGGAUUCCUGCAAUAGCUUAAUUUAUAGAAAUGGAGUUCUCAUAUGAACAGUAUUUCAUGCACACACAAAAAAGUAGUUGUUGUGCUGAACACAGCCGUUUAUGUCAGUUCAAAACUGCCAUCCUCAAUGUGGAAAAUAAAUGGGGGGGUUUUCCAAUUACUGCUAAAAAAAAAAAAAUCAUCCUGGAUUUUAAUCCUUUAUGAGUCACUAGGUGUCACAAUUUUACAUAACUCUCGACUUUGAUACAGAAAUUGUGCUUAUGUAGUUCAGAGGCUAAUGCAUAAAACUUCCCACCCUCUGUAACGUGAAAUUUUGCAGUGGGAUGGCUACAGCAGCAAAUGGGGAAAGUAUAAGUAUAUUCACAAGAAACUUAAGGAAAUGAUGGCGGUCUUGCAUUGAGAUCGGUUCCUCCACAGCUGAGAAAAGGUCCAAUAAUUGUGUUGGUCCUUGAGAAAUCUUAGCAAGCAUCACUACAUGAAAAAACACCUUAAACCUAUGCAAGGAGAGACAGCCUCCAUAAAAAUACCUUUCUACUGGUCAUUGGUAUUGUCUGUUUGUGGCUGGACUUCAUUGUGCUGGCUGUGCAGUUCUGUUGCUAGGCGCUUAUCUUGAGCAGUUUGUCAGCUUUCAGGCUUUUUCCAUUUUUAGAAACUUCUUUCUUCAUUCAAAUUAAAACUGUUUUAGUAUAGUGUAACUGACCCAGUGAGGUAGAGAGUUGGAAUGCGUCAUGUUUAUGGUACAAAUGCUUAUGUGGGGACUGAAAAAUCUUUUGUGAGUGGGAACAAUAGAUGAAAUACUCAAUUUCUACUAAAAUAAUCAAAAUGGAAGGUAAACAGCAACAGUGUUUUGAUGAGAAACAGAAUUUGCACCAACAUGAAUUUCACGCUCUCACUCACAGACGUUCCAGAUCCUUUACAAAUGACCAAGAGUCUUAUUUUAUUCACUUUACUGUGUUUUCAUAUGUUAGUUAAGUUACCCAUCUCGGGUAGAUGAAGGCUUUUUUAUUUUUCUUAAACAUCACUUUGAACUUUAAGGUUUUUUUUUAAAAAAAAAAUCUGAGAGUCUCAUCCUACACGAGACACUUGUAUAAUAAAUCAGUAUGAUUAUAUAUUGUGUUCUUUUGUGGCUGCAUUGGGGAUAGAACUCAACAUACUUCACUACAUUACUUGUAAAGAAUCAUUUUGAGUAUAAGCACUAUAUCCUGUAAUGUUUUAAUAUUAAAGUAAUGACAGGUGCAUUAUUGAAGAUGCAACUUACUGAGAAGAGGAGGCAGAAACUUUUAUUGGUUAAUGUUACCCUUAUUCCAUUUGUUGCACUGAAUUUCGAGAGUGUAAUUUGUAAAUCAAUUUGCUCACGUGUGUAAUCAGAUUUUAUUUUCAUUGUGGUGCUUAUGUAGUUAAAUUACCUGGAUAUAUCUCUGGUAAUGAUUCCGUAAGCACGGACAGUGUGUUGUUAUGUUUAGCACUACAGAAUUAAUGUUAAGAACAAGCAAAUCUUCUUGCAAAGAAAAGGAGUAAAUAGAAGCACCUUACUGGGAGAGCGCAUUGCAUGAUUUCAGUGCUACUGGAGCUGGCAGACAGAAGGUCAUCCUAAACUUGACUGCAAAUUGCUCUUUGGUGCAAUAAGCACAUUGACAUUCUGCUAUCAAUGCUGUAAAAAGUACAGCAGUGGCUAUUUUUAACCUAUAAAUAUACUGUAAUUUAAAUUUUUCCUACAAAAUGGAUUUAUAUUUAAUUGCUGCCUAAUACAUAAAUACUUUAAAUUAGGAUUUUUAGGAGGGUCAAGGGUGGGUGGGCAUGCCAGUGUAU
Egretta garzetta (little egret) is the source of this 6521-nucleotide messenger RNA. RefSeq names its product junction mediating and regulatory protein, p53 cofactor (gene JMY). Gene Ontology annotation, biological process: 'de novo' actin filament nucleation; intrinsic apoptotic signaling pathway by p53 class mediator; Arp2/3 complex-mediated actin nucleation. Gene Ontology annotation, cellular component: cytoplasm; nucleus. Gene Ontology annotation, molecular function: Arp2/3 complex binding; transcription coactivator activity; actin binding. The record is from RefSeq and is a predicted model, not a curated record. NCBI's taxonomy places the organism in Eukaryota, Metazoa, Chordata, Aves, Pelecaniformes, Ardeidae.